AUGCACAGAGCUGCCGAGUCUACGCAAGAUGUGUCGAAGUCAAAACCUGCGCUGGACGUCAAUACUCAAAUCUUGCCCCUGGCUCGACGACAUACAGAUCGGCCUUCGAUAUCUCCUCCUCCUGCGCGGGUGCAACCUACACCUCUUUCCCAUGGUCACACCGCUAAAACGAACUAUGGGACCGAACCUGAACCUAGUACUCCAAAUUCAUCAUCACACUCGGGUAACUCGUCUAGUUGGGGCAGAAGCUCGGGGAAGCGCGUAGCACGCGCGGCACAUCCUCCAUUCAAAUUCGAGCCUGCUGUGCCGCCCAUUCCAGGCUCUCCAGCGAGCGAUGAGCGCAAACGGACAAUGUCGAAUACCGAGUCCGUCAAGUCGGUUUCUCAUGCUCCCCUGCCUCUACCUCCGCUGCCGAGGAAAGAGGCGCGGAAAGGACGGUCGCUCGACUUGGGAUUGGGAUUGAAUUGGGCGCCGUCGAGGAUUCGCGAGGACGCAGUUUUGCGCAGUGUUAACAGCUCGGGUGCUAUUGCUGAUGCAGGCUUGCGGGCACGAGCCAGGUGGCGAAGCAUUUCACCGAUUGAAGAUGGCAGUUUCGGCUCCUCUGGAGAUGCUAGUGACCUCGCGAAAGCGUUUCACGAAGUCCUCGGUGACGCAGCAUAUGCGACGUUCAAGAAUUAUGUGCACCGUUAUGAUGCUCUUGCUAUUCCGCUGGACGGACAUUAUGGCCUGAUGCAUCAUGUGCAGAGACUCCUUGAUUCUGCUCCUGGACUCGAUGCUCGUAGAAAGCAAUCACUGUUAGACAGGUUCUUCCGUGUUGUGCAAGCAAAUCGCUGA
Molecule: messenger RNA, 834 nt
Organism: Laetiporus sulphureus 93-53
Lineage: Eukaryota; Fungi; Basidiomycota; Agaricomycetes; Polyporales; Laetiporaceae
Exons: 2
Coding region: 1-834 (277 amino acids)
Source: RefSeq, a predicted model, not a curated record